Messenger RNA from Psylliodes chrysocephalus, 1294 nucleotides. The record is from the annotation of a GenBank genome assembly. NCBI's taxonomy places the organism in Eukaryota, Metazoa, Arthropoda, Insecta, Coleoptera, Chrysomelidae.
AUGGUUGUCUCAAAUCUACAACAGCAACGUUUGGUCACCGAACAACUUCGCAGGGAAGCGGCUGUGAAAAGAAUGCCCGUUUCGAUGGCCGUUAAAGACAUCAUCAAGUACAUUAGCGAACAUGAACAGGAUGAUUGCUUGCUUGUUGGGUUCUCCAGCCAACGGGGCGGCAACCUUCGAAUCUCGCAGUCUAAACAAAGAGUCCAAGGUGAGAGGUUGAGUUUUCAAAUAAAUGUAAAAAGAUCAUUUAGAAAAAUGGAACUUGAAGGAUCACAGGUUGGAAAACCUUUUAAAAUUACCGACCUUUCGAGAGAAACUAAAAAAGGUAUAGUGGCUGAAUCUUUAGAAGAAUUAACCUCAAAAGUGCGCGAUAAAUUAAACAUAGAAAAUAUCGAAAAUGUUAGAGUAGUUUUGGAAACAGAUGGUACUGAAAUAGAUGACGAGGAAUAUUUUGCCACUCUAGACACAAAUACGAGUUUAAUGAUCCUCCAAGAAGGAGAAAACUGGAUGCCCCCAAAGCCCCCUUGCAGAUUAAACAUUGAUCAAGUAGAUGACAGUAAAGGGGGCCAGGAAUUGGUGGGAUUAGUAGGUAAACUUAAAAAUAAUCUAUGUCACGUGUCUCUGCUCGGGGGAGCCGAAUUAGAGCUUCUGAGUGAUAUGGAUCCAGAAUCUCUUGUCGAUUUAACUUUCCCUGAUAGGCUUUUUUUGGAGAACUUAAAAGAAGCUUCCGGAAGGUAUCUUUCAGAGAAACGACAAGCUCAAGAUGCGAUGGAAUUGCUAAGGUUGUAUCAAGAAAAAGAAGCAGACGGCGGGAAUUAGAACUGGCGGCCAAAUCGUAUUAAAUUUCUGUUACAAGUUAUACCUUUUGAAUUAUUGUGGUGGCCGCAAAGUCUCCCCAGGUAAAAUAUGUAAUAUACACCAGAAUAAGACUGAUUUGCCAUAUUGUACAUACCCAUCGAUGUACCUAGGCGAUAACAAAUCAACCAAAGAAAUAAAUAAAUAUCCCAGUGGCUUACCAGUCAUAUUUACAAUAUACAACAAUAAUGUCCUUCAUUUGUCGAGUUUGAUGGCAAAUACUAAAAAAGUUACAUGCCCUUCCCUCGUAUGUCAUAUAUAGUUUUGCCCUAAAAUUAACCUUGUUUUUUUCAUCAAACUUCUCCACAUUUAACGGUUUGAAAUUUUAAUUGUAAAUAAACGAAAAGGCGUGCUAUAUUUUUCCUAUGUAUCUAUAGACAUUUUUAAUAUUGUAACUUGUAUUAUCUGUACACCAUGUAAUAAAGGAUAGUUGCGUUAA